Telopea speciosissima is the source of this 2275-nucleotide messenger RNA. Its product is annotated as probable 1-deoxy-D-xylulose-5-phosphate synthase 2, chloroplastic. Gene Ontology annotation, molecular function: 1-deoxy-D-xylulose-5-phosphate synthase activity. The transcript has 10 exons. The coding region runs from base 16 to 2166 and encodes 716 amino acids. Lineage: Eukaryota; Viridiplantae; Streptophyta; Magnoliopsida; Proteales; Proteaceae. Gene Ontology annotation, biological process: terpenoid biosynthetic process. The record is from RefSeq and is a predicted model, not a curated record.
AAAGACUGAUCAGUCAUGGCGGUUUCUGUGCUUCCCAUUACAAGAACUUCAGCUAUCAACCCUUCCAUUAAAUUUCCACUAGGACCAUUGCGGUACCUUAAUUGCAGGAGACAGGUUCAAACGAGAGCUUCUGCGACUAACUCUGCUGACGGCGAGGAAUGGAAGAUAAAGAUAAAGAAAGAAAAGGGUGCUUGGAAAAUUGAUUUCUCUGAAAAGAAACCGGCCACCCCGUUACUUGACACAAUUAAUUAUCCAGUUCACUUGAAGAAUCUCUCCAUACAGGAUCUUGAACAACUCGCAGCAGAGCUUAGAGCAGAAACUGUUUAUAAUGUUUCAAAGACAGGUGGGCAUCUCAGUUCAAGCUUGGGUGUGGUGGAGUUGACUGUGGCUCUUCAUCAUGUAUUUGAUACGCCAGAAGAUAAAAUCAUUUGGGACGUCGGCCAUCAGACGUACCCGCAUAAGACUUUGACGGGGAGAAGGUCUAGAAUGCAAACAAUUAGGCAGACUUCAGGGCUUGCAGGUUUUCCUAAAAGGGAUGAGAGCAUAUAUGAUGCUUUUGGUGCAGGACAUAGCUCCACAAGUAUCUCUGCUGGUCUUGGAAUGGCGGUUGCCAGAGAUCUUCUACGGAAGAAUAACCAUGUUAUCUCUGUGAUCGGAGAUGGAGCCAUGACCGCAGGGCAAGCAUACGAGGCAAUGAACAACGCAGGAUACCUUGAUACGAACAUGAUUGUGGUAUUGAAUGAUAACAGACAGGUCUCCUUACCCACUGCCACUCUUGAUGGUCCAGCAACGCCUGUUGGAGCUCUCAGCAGCGCCCUCAGUAAACUGCAAGCAAGCACCAAAUUCCGCAAGCUCCGUGAGGCCGCCAAGGGUAUAAGCAAACAAAUUGGAGGGCAAGCACAUGAAGUUGCAGCAAAGAUGGACGAGUAUGCAAGAGGAAUGAUCAGUGCCUCUGGUGCUACGUUGUUUGAGGAACUUGGCUUGUAUUACAUAGGUCCGAUAGAUGGUCACAAUGUCGAAGAUUUAGUGUCCAUAUUCCGAAAAGUGAAAGAGAUGCCUGCACCAGGGCCUGUUCUGAUCCAUAUUGUAACAGAGAAAGGAAAGGGUUAUCCACCAGCAGAAGCUGCUGCAGAUAAAAUGCAUGGGGUUGUUAAAUUUGACCCCAAAUCUGGGAAGCAAUUCAAGUCCAAGCCCCCCACACUUUCCUACACUCAGUACUUUGCAGACUCCCUUAUAAAGGAAGCAGAGCUAGAUGACAAGAUUGUGGCUGUUCAUGCUGCUAUGGGUGGUGGAACUGGCCUUAAUUUCUUCCAAAAGAGGUUCCCAAAUCGAUGCUUCGAUGUUGGGAUCGCUGAGCAACAUGCUGUAACAUUUGCAGCAGGUCUAGCAACAGAGGGUGUCAAGCCGUUUUGUGCCAUCUAUUCAUCCUUUUUGCAACGAGGAUAUGAUCAGGUGGUGCACGAUGUGGAUCUUCAGAAAUUACCAGUGCGGUUCGCAUUAGAUCGAGCUGGCUUAGUUGGAGCAGAUGGACCUACUCAUUGUGGUGCAUUUGAUAUUACAUACAUGGCUUGCUUGCCAAAUAUGAUUGUCAUGGCUCCCUCCAAUGAAGCUGAGCUGAUGCAUAUGGUUGCCACAGCAGCAGCCAUUGAUGACAGGCCAAGCUGCUUUAGAUUUCCAAGGGGUAAUGGAGUUGGAGUAGCACUCCCUCCAAAUAACAAAGGCACUCCACUUGAGAUUGGGAAAGGUAGAAUACUGAUGGAAGGAAACAGAGUAGCUCUUCUAGGAUUUGGUUCCGUAGUUCAGCAAUGUCUUGAAGCUGCCAAUGUACUCAACUCCCGCGACGUAACCGUCACAGUUGCUGAUGCUAGGUUCUGCAAACCUCUUGAUACAGAGUUAAUAAGAAAUCUGGUUAAUGAGCAUGAGAUACUGAUUACAGUGGAGGAAGGUUCUAUUGGAGGUUUUGGAUCUCAUGUGGCUCACUUUCUAAGCUUGAAUGGCCUUCUAGAUGGACAACUCAAGUUGAGAUCAAUGGUGCUGCCUGACAGAUACAUUGACCAUGGUUCACCACAAGAUCAGAUUCAAGAAGCAGGACUCACUGCAAGGGAUAUAUCUGCAACCGUGUUGUCUCUCUUGGGAAGGGCCAAAGAAGCACUUCAGCUUCAGUGACUGCAAAUAUAAGAAGCUGGACUAGACUACUAGUCCUACAAAUAAAAAGGAGAGAAUCAAAGAUUUGAAUGAAUUUAGGGGUUCUGGGUAAGAGGAAUUAGUGAGAAGU